GCUCCGAUUAAAAUGCAACGAUUGUUGCCAAGUUUAAUGUCGAUUUCUCGACAAUACUCAGUGAUGAAGUUGUCCAAGUCUCUAGGCUCGAACGAGGGACAGAAAUGCUUGAACCUUCAAAGUUCCGAUAUUCUUUCUGCAUCGAUGACGGAAUCUCAAACAGCUUCCGUCGACGAAUCAUUACGAACGGACACGAUUCCUCUGUUGGACCAUACAGCGACUACCGAGGUGUCACCGACCACGUUCGAGGUAUCCACGAUGAAGGUCGAUUCGCAGGUCUUUGACAAAGCGCCGUUGCCCUUCGACGAGAUCCCUGGACCGGCGAUUCUUAAGAUCUGGGAGAAAUAUUGGAAAUACGUGCCGCUCCUCGGUACGCAACUGCUUUCCAGUCUGCUAAUCAACAGAUUCACCCAGGGACGAUUAACGUGGAAUCGCAAUAUCACACCUUUAAAAUACUUGUUCAACGAAUAUGGUUGCAUCGUGAGGAUUAACGGACCUCUUUCAGGAGAUAUUGUCAUGAUUCACAGACCCGAGCACAUAGCUGAAGUCUUUAAACAGGAAGGUGAUACACCUGUACGAAGUGGGAUCGAUAUUUUGCAACAUUAUCGGUUGAAUUAUCGUAAAUAUCGUCUUGCAGGGCCGUUCUCCAUGCAGGGUACAGAAUGGUUGGAAAUCAGAGACAAAGUGGAAGACACGUUCAAUCAAAUUUCCUCGACGUUUUUUACUAAAAUCGACACGUGCUGCAACGAGCUUAUCACUAGGAUAUGCAAAAUACGCAAUAGACAAAAUGAGGUGCCCGUUAGCUUUUACGAGGAUUUGAUUCGUUGGGCCAUGGAGUGUUUCUGCGAUCUAACGUUCAACAAACGUCUAGGCUUUCUGGAGCCGAUAGGUUACAAUUCAUCGUCCGAAGCAUCGAAACUUAUAAACGCGUUGACGACGGCCCACAAGUAUAUGAGCCGCUGUGAAACUGGAUUUCAAGUUUGGCGAUUCUUCUUGACACCGUUCGCCAGAAAGCUUUUCGAGGCUUGUGACGUGCUCGAUAAUGUCAUAGGAAAAUAUGUUCGUCAAGCCCAGUGUAAACUUCGAAUUCGAAAAUCUCACAGCGAAGAAAGUUCGAUGACCGAACGUUCGCCCGUUUUGGAAAAGUUACUCUUGAACGAGGGUAUUCAUCCGGAUGAUAUCUGUACGAUGCUGAUGGAUAUGAUCAUUUUGGGUAUACAAGCGACGGUGAAUUCAGAGGCAUUUUUGUUAUAUCACUUGGCAAAGAAUCCUCGGACUCAAAGGAAAGUUUACGAUGAAAUCAUAUCCGUUCUGUCAAACGAUAACUCUUCUUUCACAGAGAAGUCAUUGAAAAAUAUGCCGUAUUUGAAAGCUUGCAUUCAGGAAACUUUAAGAUUGCAUCCCGCGAUUCCGUACAUCACAAGACUCUUACCAAAAACUAUAUCCCUUCAUGGAUACACAAUACCUAAAGGGACGUUUGUCAUAAUGGCGAAUCAAAUCACCUCGCAACGCGAGGAGAACUUUGAAGAUCCAUUCAAGUUCUGGCCGGAAAGAUGGUUGUCCAAUUCUUCCAAGGAGGACGUACACUUUAGCUACUUACCUUUUGGCCACGGCAUAAGGUCGUGCUUAGGGAAAAAUAUGGCUGAAGCAAAAAUGAUGCUGCUGACCGCGAAGCUUGUACGACAAUUCAGAAUUGAAUACGAUUACGCUGAUAUCAAAAGCAGAUUUAUGAUGGUGAAUGUACCCAAUAAACCUCUUCGUUUCCGUUUCGUGAAUAGGAAUUAGAUCACAUGCGAUAGUUAGUUAUAAGCACCGAUUAUUGUAACGAGCGGUGUAGGUAGAAAUAUAUUUCAUUUCUUGUUGAUUAAGUUAAGUACCUCAGAUACAGCGAUACAUAAUUUAGAGUAAGUAACAAUAGUUGUAAUUUGUCACUCACUUUUAUUCAAUAUUGAUUACAUGGAGAAAAAAUAAUAAAAUAUCGUUAUCUGUCCAUUAAA
This is a messenger RNA of Apis cerana (Asiatic honeybee), 1997 nucleotides long. Its product is annotated as putative cytochrome P450 12a5, mitochondrial. Gene Ontology annotation, molecular function: iron ion binding; monooxygenase activity; oxidoreductase activity, acting on paired donors, with incorporation or reduction of molecular oxygen. NCBI's taxonomy places the organism in Eukaryota, Metazoa, Arthropoda, Insecta, Hymenoptera, Apidae. The record is from RefSeq and is a predicted model, not a curated record.